Molecule: messenger RNA, 1030 nt
Organism: Notechis scutatus (mainland tiger snake)
Lineage: Eukaryota; Metazoa; Chordata; Lepidosauria; Squamata; Elapidae
Gene: NGF
Product: nerve growth factor
Biological process (GO): neuron projection morphogenesis; negative regulation of neuron apoptotic process; positive regulation of peptidyl-serine phosphorylation
Cellular component (GO): synaptic vesicle; axon; dendrite
Molecular function (GO): nerve growth factor receptor binding; growth factor activity
Source: RefSeq, a predicted model, not a curated record
CCCAGUUUUUUAACAGAGGAGGUACCUAUUUUCCUCCCCUUAGAAAGGGCUUGCCUCAUCCCUUCCAGUCUUAGAGAUGAAGAGAGAACCUGAGGAUAUCCCCAACUGCUUCAGAGGUAUCAGUUGAAAUCACUGGUGCAUAGCGUAAUGUCCAUGCUGUGCUACACUCUGAUUAUUGCAUUUCUGAUUGGCAUAUGGGCAGCACCAAAAUCUGAAGAUAAUGUCCCUCUGGGCUCCCCUGCAACAUCUGACCUUUCUGACACCAGCUGUGCUCAAACUCACGAGGGUCUGAAAACAUCUCGAAAUACAGAUCAGCACCAUCCUGCUCUUAAGAAGGCAGAGGAUCAAGAACUUGGAUCAGCAGCCAACAUCAUUGUGGAUCCCAAGCUUUUUCAGAAGAGGCGUUUCCAGUCACCUCGUGUUCUGUUCAGCACUCAGCCCCCACCGUUGUCAAGAGAUGAGCAAAGUGUGGAGUUCCUCGACAAUGAAGACGCUCUUAACAGGAAUAUCCGGACCAAACGUGAAACUCAUCCUGUGCAUAACCGAGGGGAAUAUUCUGUGUGUGACAGUAUCAGUGUCUGGGUUGCCAACAAAACCAAAGCAACGGACAUCAAAGGCAAACCGGUGACUGUGAUGGUGGAUGUAAAUCUUAAUAACCAUGUCUACAAGCAGUACUUUUUUGAAACCAAGUGCAGAAAUCCAAAUCCAGUACCGAGUGGGUGCAGGGGCAUUGAUUCCAGGCAUUGGAAUUCUUAUUGCACCACAACACACACAUUUGUCAAGGCAUUAACCAUGGAAGGCAAUCGGGCAUCCUGGCGCUUCAUUCGGAUUGACACUGCCUGUGUGUGCGUAAUCAGUAGAAAAACUGAAAACUUCUGAUGGACCAUUGAUUGCUCCAAUACUCACUUUCUCCCCACCCCCUACCUCAGCCUGUAAAUUAUUUUAAAUUAUGAGGGCUCUAUUAUAUAUUUAUAGUUUAUACAAUGAAAUAACUGAAUCAUCAUAAUUUAUUAAAUCCUUUUGAAAGCUG